This is a messenger RNA of Cucumis melo (muskmelon), 1200 nucleotides long. Its product is annotated as annexin D4-like. The record is from RefSeq and is a predicted model, not a curated record. Gene Ontology annotation, cellular component: cytoplasm. The transcript is spliced from 6 exons. NCBI's taxonomy places the organism in Eukaryota, Viridiplantae, Streptophyta, Magnoliopsida, Cucurbitales, Cucurbitaceae. The coding region runs from base 27 to 878 and encodes 283 amino acids. Gene Ontology annotation, molecular function: calcium ion binding; calcium-dependent phospholipid binding.
GAAUAGAUGAAAAGAAAUUAAUAGAGAUGGUGGGGAGGUCGGAUUUCAAUGCGGCCAAUAUUAAAAGAAAGAGGCAACUUAUGAUGAUAGAAUUUCAACGCUUCAUGAAUGCUACAUUAAUGUGGAUGACAAGUCCAGCCGAAAGAGAUGCUCGUUUGUUACGAAAGGCCAUUAAAACGAGGGGCACUCGUGUUGGCAUAAUGGUGAUUAUCGAAAUCGCAUGUACCAGAGAAUUUUGUGAUGUUUCGGCAGCAAAGGAAGUUUAUCAUCAUCUUUAUAAGAACUCGUUGGAGUUUGAUUUAUCAAGAUUUAUCAUUGGGCCCGAACAAACUCUUUUAAAUUCAUUACUAAACACUAAGAGGUUUAAGGAAACAAAUGAGGAAGAGGAGAAGAUUGUAAUGUUGGACGCAGAAACGCUUGCAAAAGCAUUUAAUGACAAAUCUAAAAUCUAUAUAGAAAACAGAGAAAUUAUAAACAUAUUGCUGUAUAGAAGCAUCCCUCACCUUUGCGCCGUAUAUGAACAAUGCAAGAAAAUGGGAGUCACAUCCAAGAGUAAUAGUCCAGACUUGUGGAUUCACAAGACACUGACUUAUUUAGUUGAUCCUAUACAAAAAUUUGUCCAACUGCUAGAGAAUUCGUUGGCGUUUAAGCUAUGGGCGGUGGAAGAUGCAGAGGUUGCACAAGCAGACGUGUGGGAUGAGGAUUAUCAUUUAUUGGAGGAUUCAUUAAGUCGAAUUAUUAUAAGUCGUCUUAAAGUUGAUCUUGAUAAGAUUAAGAUAAAGUUCAAGGAGACGAGUAAAAUUACACUACAAGAACGAAUUCGACUUGUAUGCAAGGGGAACUAUAGAGAUUUAUUGCUGGGUGUGCUAUCAAAAUAACAUACAUGAUGGACGAUGACUGAAAGCUGCAAGAAGCAUAUGAGCACAUAACAGACCAAUGGCGGAUAAUCUCAACCAAUUGCUUCAAGAUUUUGUUCUUCUUCAAAAGAAAGCAAUGAAGUUUUUGUCUCUGUUUUUGUUCUUUCUUUCCUUUCUCGAAAUAAAUAAAAAUUGGACAUAUAUUUCAUAGAUAUUCCCAAAAUUUCACUCACCAUGACAAUACCAGGGAAGAGGGAAUAAAGUUGUGUACCAAAAUUUCAAUUCUUAUAGAUUCAAAUUAAGCCAAAGUUAGCCAGUAAUUAUUAAAAAAAAUACCCGUACG